UUAACAAGUUUCGGGAGGAUCACGUUCUAAUGAUCAAACAAUCAAGUCAGCCAGCUGUCAGCAAUCAGUAAUCAACUGGUUCACUCAAUCAGCACAAGUAAAGCCUAUAAAAACACACAGUUGACUCACCCUUAUUUCUCGACUGUUCUCAGCAUUUGGUGUAGCAGCUACUGCUUUGCAAAAAGAUGUCCCAAAUGCAACUUUCAACAUCCGAUGACGACCUCAACCAUGCUCCGCCGCCAUCAGCUGGCCCCAGGACAACUUCUCCACCUGAUACCGCCUCCGAGCCCCACGUUUCAUCUCGUGGGCGCCGGUCGGUACAAACAACUCCUUGCAUGCCAAGACGCCGGGGCUUACCCUCACCUCCACCGGCGAGGACUCCAGCUUCCUCCCCAGCGUCCUCCUAUCGUUCGGCCGUGCCAACGAUUCCGCCUAUUGAAAAGUGGACAGUCUUGAGUCUAAGACAAGCGCUGAUAAACUCAGAUUUUCAGCCCUCGCGCAGGAUGACUAAAGUGCAACUUUACAACAUGUACGUUACCUUGCAAUCAUCAAACAUCUCUCCUAGAUCCACCCCAGGUUCCAAGGCGGCCAGCAGGCCGGGAAAUUCUCGCGAGGCCCUGAACUCGCCUCGCCCGACUCUGCAACCUUCCCGUACAAGGUCUGGUUUUCCGCGCGCUUCGGCCCGGAGCGCCAGGAUUUCUGCGAGCCUGGGUCGCGCUCCAGAUUCCACCGCCACGAGACAUCACUCGCCUCUCGCUUCACCUCAGCUUUUCAGCACGGCGCUUCCCGCCGCAGCGCCAUUCACAGCUGGGCCCGCCGGCUCACAUUCCGCUUCCCAGUUUUUUCCUCCUGCUGUUUCUAACCCCUUUCCUCUGCAGUGGCCUCCGGCUCCCGUAGCAAACGCUAGCGUGAGGUUGCCUCCGCUAGCGGCAGAGGCUCAAACUUUCCACCAGUUUCCUGCGACUAACCCCUCCCCUUUUCAGUGGCCUGCAGCCCAAGCAAGCGCAAGACCACCUCCGCUUGCAACACAGGCUCAGGCAUCUCAUCCAUUUUCUCCUUUUCCCUCUGGUGCUUAUUUCAAUCUUCCUUCUCAAGCCCCACAGGCCGACCUAAGCGUGAGGCUGCCUCCGCCGACAGUCGCAGCCCAGGCUUCUCUCCCUUACAGCUCUCUUCUAAAUGCCAAAUCACAAUAUUCUCUUUUCACAGCUUCCCCGAUGCCAGUUCCACCAAACGCCGUCGCUCUGGAGCCUCCCCCGGUGACUCAAAACAUCCGAGCACAGAUUAUGGCAGGUGCGGAUGUAGAUCUCUCACAUUUACUUUCUCUUUUUCCCGUAUCCGAUUCCAACCGUCAGUUAGACUGCGGGGAUUUUUCAGUCACUUUAAAAAAUCAAAAUACACAUUCGUCACGUUUACUUUCUUUUCCAGAGUUUUCAAUUGCUUUCAGCCACUACACAGACAUCAUUUGCUCAGCCUUCCCCCAUAGACGACGCGAACUGAACGACUAUUUAGCACUGAUAGCCGAGCUCGCGUUGUCCUACGGGGGAGGGCACUUUUACACUUACCACAAACUCUUUUCAGCAAAAUGCGCCGUUAGGGUUUCUCAGUGGAACCAAUGCCCUUACUGGGGAGCACUAGACACUGACUUACACAGUAGAGUCUUCCUCGGCUGCAGGAAUAUUUCCUGCGCGGUCUGUAGGUCAGUGUCGCAUCCCACGACAUCGUGUCCCCAAGUUAACCCCUUCGUUUCUUCUGAAACAGCUCCAGUCAAAUCCACUAGCUACACACCAAGACCGGCGACUAGCAACCUUCACGAGGCUAAAUUCAGCUCCAGAGCACUCACAGACAACAAACAGCCUUGCAACAAUUUUAACAUUGGCAAAUGCACCAGGCAGCGUUGUCGGUACUUGCACAUAUGCAGCUUUUGCGGCGGUGCUCAUGCCCGUCCCGUAUGCCCUGUAUAUAAAGAUGUCAAUAAAAAAUCUAGAAAUUAUUUAUCGACUCCUGUGAAUAUUUCUCGCCUUUCCAUCGAACUAGCUCACCACCCGGACUCCGAAUUCACCGAAUAUCUGCUGUCUGGCCUACUACACGGCUUUAAACCUGGAGUGGUUUGUCCGCUCUCCCAAAACAUCAUCUGCGAUAAUCUCCAAUCGGCUCUCGCCGAGCCCGACGUGGUAGACAACCUGAUUAAAAAAGAAGUCGAGUCAGGCUUUAUGAUCGGCCCUUUUGACGAGCCUCCUUUCAAAAAUUUUCGCAUUAGCCCCAUUGGAGUGGCUACGAGAAAGUUUUCAGGUAAGAAACGCCUCAUAGUCGAUCUGUCAGCUCCACAUAAGUCCAUGUUCCCAAGCAUUAACAGCCUGAUCCCACUCAACGAAUUUUCUCUCAAAUACCACGACGUAGAUCACGCAAUCGACCUGAUUAAAAUCGUGGGUCGGGGUGCCUGGCUCGCUAAAAUUGACAUCACUUCAGCUUUUAAAGUGAUGCCCAUCCACCCGGAUUCAUGGCACUUAUUCGGCGUGCGCUGGCAUGAGAAAUUUUAUUUCGCCGUACGCUUAACUUUUGGAUGCAAAAGCAGCCCCAAAAUUUUCGACAUGCUAUCUGAAGCCGUUUGCUGGAUCUUGUCAAACAAUUACGCAAUUCCUCACCUCAUUCACCUGCUGGACGAUUUUCUAAUAAUUUCGCCUCCUGGCGCCAUUCCAGCAGCCCAGAUCCUCACAGUUCAAAAAGUCUUUUCCGAGCUCGGAAUCCCCAUCGCCCAGGAAAAAACCAUGGGUCCCGCUACAUCCAUCGAGUUCCUUGGCAUUAAUCUAGAUUCAGUUCGAUUCCAGGCCUCCCUGCCCAAGGAGAAAAUUGAUAGGAUAAUCCUCAUCUCAUCUACCCUCGCGGACAGUCCAGAGUGUUCCAAACGCGAACUCCUAUCCAUGCUCGGCCACUUAAACUUCGCCAUGCGCAUUAUUCCACAAGGCCGCCCUUUUAUUUCUCAUCUCCUCUUUCUCGCGUCUUCAGUCCACGCACUAGAGGAUCUAAUUUCCAUAACUCCGGCAUGCCGCGACGAACUCGGGCUAUGGAUAACUUUCCUUAAACAGUGGAACGGCCUAUCCUUUUUCUAUAAGGAUCUAAUUUCCUCCCCCCUCGACAUCCAGCUGUUCACAGAUGCAGCCCCCUCUGUUGGCUUUGGAGGGUUCUACCAAGGUCGCUGGUUCGCGUCUACGUGGCCCCCCCAAAUACAGGACACGCUUCAGUCCUCUGCAUUAUUCGAGCUCUACCCUCUCGUAGUAGCAGCCUUCCUGUGGGGGAAAGAAUGGACUGCUAGCAGCAUUGUAGUGCAUUGUGACAACGAAGCUACAGUCCAGUGCAUUAAUAAAGGCCGUUCCCAUGCACCCGCUCUAAUGCCACUUUUAAGACGUCUAACCUGGAUUUCCGCAUGUGACCAAUUUAUCUUAAUCGCAAAACACAUCCUCGGGUCAAAAAACCAAAUUGCUGACUCUCUGUCUCGCUUUAUGUUUCAGAAAUUCAGGAUGCUGGCUCCAGAGGCGGACGAGCUCCCAACUCCAGUACCUCAUUAUUCGGAAUUAAUAUUCCCAUAACUCACCCGCAAAAAUCCCUCCUCAACAGAUCGCUCGACACCAUUCUCCAAGCUGUUUCCCCCAGAACUCUCCAAUCCUAUGUGACCGCAUGGAGAU
Molecule: messenger RNA, 3680 nt
Organism: Pimephales promelas (fathead minnow)
Lineage: Eukaryota; Metazoa; Chordata; Actinopteri; Cypriniformes; Leuciscidae
Source: RefSeq, a predicted model, not a curated record